AUGGCUACGCCUGUUGCUGAAAUGGGCACAGACGCAGACGCAGACACCGGCACAGCCAUGGCCCAAGACCUUGACUUGGACAUUAACCAGUACCAUCAGUGGAAUGAUCAUAUCGACUACGCAGACGACCCUUCGGCCCGGGUGCACGACCUAAUCGCGGCGCACAUGGCCCGAGAUCCCUCGGCGCCGGCCGCGUGCGCCUGGGACGGAGGGUGGACGUAUGACGAGCUCGACCGGCUCUCGUCGGCCCUGGCAAGCCGGCUGGUCGCAUGCGGCGUGGCGUGCGAUGACUUUGUCCCAAUCUUCGUGCCCAAGUCGAAGUGGACCGCCGUCGCAGUCCUGGGCGUGGCUCGGAGCGGCGCGGCCUUUGUGCUUCUGGACGAGGCGCAUCCGCCGCGCCGCCUGCGGGAGAUUUGCGCCGAGAUGCGGGCCACGCUUGUGGUGGCGGCCGAGGACCUGCGGGACCGAGCCGGCCAGUUAAUCGAUGGCGACUGCAUCCCCGUUCUGGUGGUGGGGGACUCAUCCCUCCGGACCUGGGUAGCCGAGGACGACAAGGCCUGGCGCGCGUCGCGCGUCACCGGCGCCAGCGCGCUCUACGCCGUCUUCACCUCGGGCUCGACGGGCCGGCCAAAGGGGGCCGUGGUGGAGCACGCCUCGCUCUGCGCCGCGGCCCUGGCAUCAGGCCGCGUGCUGGGGAUGGGCACCCAGAGCCGAGCCUUUCAGUUCGCCUCGUUCGCCUUCGAUCCCACCAUCAUGGACUUCCUACGCACGUGGGUCUAUGGCGGCUGCGUGUGCAUUCCGUCGCCUCAGCAAGCCAAGGACGACAUUGCCGGUGCUUUCGAGAUGCUCCGGGCCAAUAUGGCCACCAUGACGCCCUCGGUGGCCCGGCUGUUGGACGCCGAGGCGCUCCCGGGCCUGCGCCUGCUCGAGUUCGCCGGCGAGCCCAUGCUCCAGACUGACGUGGACAAGUGGACGGACAGAGUCGUCCUCGUCAACUCGUAUGGAAAUGCCGAGUGCUCUGUGUACUCCAGCAUGCGGUCCCCGAUGCGUCGCGACCUCCGUACUAACAAUAUUGGUUUCCCCGUGGCCUGCGUCGCUUGGAUCGUCGAUGAGACGGACGCCGACAUCCUGCUUCCGCCCGGGCAGGUGGGCGAGUUGGUGCUCGAGGGGCCCGGUGUUGGUCGUGGAUACCUCCACAACACCGCCAUGACCGCCGCGGCUUUCAUCACCAACCCUUCCUGGUUGGUCAGGUUCCGUGGCUCCGCGGCGCGGGGUACGCGUCUAUACAAGACGGGUGAUCUAGCGCGGUACGAAGCGGACGGGUCGCUUCUGUGCCUGGGCCGCAAAGACACACAAACCAAGAUUCGCGGGCAGCGCGUCGAGCUGAGCGAGGUGGAGUGGCAUAUCCGGGACCUGCUGGGGCCGGAGAACGACGUCGUCGCCGAGGUGGUACGCUGGAAGGAGGGUCGCGCGGCGCUCGUGGCCUGCGUCCGGCUACGGCAGGCCCCGAGUCCGAGUCCAUCAAACGAGAGUGAGCAAGAGCUGCAGCUGCUCGCACCACCCAACGACGCCUUCCGGCACAAGAUGGAGGACGUGGAGCGCGCGCUCCAGUCCCGGGUGCCUGCGCACAUGGUGCCCAGUGCCUUCGUCGCGCUGUACCGCGUCCCUCUCUCCCUCUCAGGCAAGACGGACCGCAGGCGCCUUCGAGACCAUAUUGCCGAGAGACCCUGGGCCGAAGUGGAGGCCUAUAUGAUGACUAGGACAGCCGACGAUAGUCAUCCGUCCCAUUCACCGAGCACAGAGGGGGAGCGGCGGCUUCGAGACGCCUUUGCCCAGGUCCUGGGCAUCGAAGCAGUGGCCAUCGGCCUCCGCGAUUCUUUCUUCCGGCGCGGGGGCGACUCGAUCUUGGCCAUGCAACUGAGCGCCCAUUGUCGUGGGCUGGGGUUCUCCGUCACGACACAGGACGUUUUCCAACACCAAACGAUUGCGGCCCUGAGUGACGUCGUUGCCGUCAGGGGGUCAGGGCCACAGCAGGGCCGGCCCCUUCCACUCUCUCCAGCACAACACAUGCUGAUUCAAAGACACGGCCGCCCGGCUAAGGGGGAGGGCAACGAGGUCCACCGGGAUGAGUCGAGGCUCUAUGGCUUCCGCAUCAUGCGCGUACCGGGAUCCCUUCAUAUAAGCCAACUGGAGUCAGCAUUGCAAUACCUCGUGCGCCGGCAUCCCGCGCUCCGGACUAACUUUAUCCUAGGCGCGGAAGGACACUGGCAGCAGGUGUCGUGGCUGAUCGGGAAGUCGCCGUCGCCGCCAUCAGAGCCCAAAUCUGAAGCCAAUGGAGCAACCGGGAUACUACCUUCGCUAUUCGGGUUCGGAUUCGGGUUCGCCGGCGAUGGGGAUCACCUAGCUCUGGACAAACCAUUGGCCGAGUUCGAGCUGGACGCCAAUACAGCCACCAGACUAUGGCAAGAGGGCGCAGAAGCUUUUCGUGCUGACCCCAAGGAGUUGUUCCUGGGCCUUCUGCUCCAUUCCUUGCAGUCCACCUUCCCAGGGCAAAAGAAGGUUUGUGUUUUGGUCGAAUACGAUGGGAGAAUGCGAGAUGCCGCAGACGUGGUAGGCCAAUAUACAACGUACGCAUCGCUGGUAUUGUCCUUGUCAACAGACACAGACUUGCCCAACAUCAUGGGUCAAGUAAAGGAUGCGUUUCGAGCCGCAUCCAGGGGAUAUAACGGCGUCAGCCACGUGCCCAUGCCGGGUGAACAUGGACAGGCAUUCAUCGUCCUGCGCUGGAAUACAAAGGCAUCUCCGUCGGCAUCUGCCAUCGAGGCUGAAACGGAGAUGUGCCGACUCCUCGGACCAUCACUCCUUUCGACUGGGCAUGAUGAGCCUCCAGCAUCACAUUUCCAGCCCGGCACCCUGGACAUGGCGGUGACAUGCACACGAGAAUCCCCAUCGCUCCGCGUCCAGCUGGCGGAUGCCCAGGAGGGAUUGGUCGAGAACGGUGUACGCCAGUGGAUCGAACGCUGCCGGGCCUCGCUGGCUGAGUUCCCACCGCGAUGGAGCGCGGCCAAGCUGCCACCACGGGUCAGCGAUUUCCCCCAGCUCGACAGCAUGAGCCAAGAAGACCUCGGGUCCAUGAUCGAGGACCUCGUCGCGCAGAAUGGCGGACUGGACACGCGUGACAUCGAAGACAUCUACCCCGCCGCAUUCAUCCAGCAGGGCAUGCUGCUCAGCCAGGCCCGCGACCCAUGGACGUACCGCUCAUCCACAGCAUGGAGGGUGCGCCCGCGGUCGUCACGCGACGGGAGGCAGCAUCCAGUUGACCUGGCCCGGCUCCACGACGCCUGGGUCAAAGUGGCCAUGGCUCACUCGAUUCUGCGGACAGUCUUUGUACAAGCUCGUGAUGGUGCUUAUUACCAGGUCGUCCUGAAACAACCGGUUCUACCCAUUACAGCAUGUGAUCUCGAUGGCAGUCAUGUUCCCGUUGCAGCGCCUAACAACGAAGGGAACCUAGGCGAGAACCAGAUGCUCCCAUGGAAGAUUGAGCUCGUGGCCACUACUGAGCGAGGCGGAGGUGGAAUAAUAACCUGUCAACUCGACAUCAGUCAUGCCCUCAUGGAUGGCGACUCGGUGCGCGUGCUGAUUCGCGACGCCGGGCUGGUAUACGAGGGAGGACCUCGCGCUGCUGCAUUGGACCCUCCACCGUACGGCCAAUAUAUUGACUAUCUGCGGCAGGUUUCUCAUGACGGUGCCCUCGAGUACUGGAAGACCUGUCUUCAAAACGCCGAACCCUGUUUCUUCCCUGUCUUGUCCGUCUCCGAGAGCGUCGAGUUCGACGCUGAGCCCCUCCAAGAGAUUGCAGUCGUCCUGGACGACGUCUCCCGCCUCUUGCAGUUUUGCGAAACCGAGGGAGUGACGUUGUUCAACGUCAUACAACUCGCCUGGGCCAUCGUGCUCCAAUGCUACACGGGGAACGACGCCGUCGUCUUCGGCUACCUGACAUCGGGCCGUGACGUCCCCGUCCAUGGCGCCCAGGACAUGGUCGGCCCGCUGAUCAACAUGCUCAUCAGCCGGGUCGAUCUCGAUCGCAAAGGCGUCCACGUCCGCCAGGGCCUCGUGCAGUGCCGCGACGGCUUUACGGCCAGUCUUCCCCACCAACAUUGUGCCUUGUCCGACAUCUACCGUGCGCUGGGGCAUUCGGGCGCGGGCCUUUUUAAUACCAUCAUCACCUAUGAAAAGGUCCUGCCUGUCGAGGCUGAGCGGAGCAUCGACUUUGAACGCAUUCGGGACCGCCAACCCACCGAGUUCGACAUGGUCGUAAACGUCACCGUUUCCCGCGAUACCAUCGACCUCUCUCUCACUUACAGGGCGGAGAAGCUCCCAGCUGUCAUCGCAGGCAGCCUCGGGCGCACAUUCACCACCGUCAUCUCGGAAAUCGUCGCGCGUCCGGAUGCCAGCGUGUCGGAACUGAACCUCGUCAGUGGGUUUGAUUUAGCUCGCAUGCUCGCAUGGAACAACCCGCCCGCCAUGCCUGCCAAUGAGCUCGUUCAAGGCCGGAUCCGGAGCAUGGCCCUCGAAUACCCCGAGCGCGUUGCCGUCGAUGCUUGGGACGGUGUCUUGACGUACCGCCAGCUUUGGGAAUACGCCGCCGGUCUUUCUGCCGUUCUGCAGCGCCAUGGCGUGCAGGGCGAGGUCGAGAUGCCCGUCCCCAUUUGCCUCGAAAAGUCCGUUUGGGUGCCGGUCUGUAUGUUGGCCGUCCUGCUGGCCGGCGGGGUCUGCGUCCCCAUCGACCCCGGCGCCCACGUGGAGCGGGUGCGAUCCAUCAUCGCGGAGACAUCGCCAUCCAUCGUGCUGGUUUCGCCGCUGGCCGCGCAGACGGUUGAUUUCGGCGUUACUCCUUGUCGGAAAGUCGUGGUCUCGCCGGACCUAUUCAUCUCCUCGCGACAUCAAGAGGAAGAGGAAGAGGAAGAGGGUACGAAAACAAGGCCACAAGUGCAGCCCGAGAGCGCCGCUUUCUUGCUGUUCACCUCGGGGAGCACGGGCCGUCCCAAGGGCAUCAUUCUCCAGCACGACAGCCUCAGCACCACACUCCGGGAGCAGCGGGCCCGUCUGCUUCUGGACUCGGCGUCCCGCGUUCUGCAUUUCGCGUCCUAUACCUUCGACGUCAGCGUCUACGAGAUACUUUCCACUCUCACGGCGGGGGCGUGCAUCUGCAUUCCGUCCGAGGCCGCGAGGGUGAACGAUUUGCCUGGGUUCAUCCGCGACAGUCGGGUCAAUUGGAUGAUAUCUACCCCGUCGCUCUUCCGCCUGUUCCGGCCCGAGGACAUACCCGCCGUGCGCACGGUCAGCCUGGCGGGCGAGGCCAUACCGCAGGACAUUGUCGACAUCUGGGCGGGCCGGGUCCAACUGUUCAACGCCUAUGGCCCGGCCGAGUGUACGGUCUGUAGUACCCAUAAGAUCGAAGCCGCCCAUGACUGGAUUCCUGGCACAAUUGGGCGUGCCGCUGGCGGGGAGGCUUGGGUGGCGGAUCAGUUCAGCGUCGAUCGACUCGUGCCGAUGGGUGCUGUAGGAGAGCUGCUAUUCCAGGGCCCUGUUGUGGCCCGUGGGUAUUUCCAGCAACCGGACGCUACGGAGAAGGCCUUUCUUUUGAGACGGCCACCAUGGCUACCCGCUUCCUUUUCCGAGGGCCGAGGUGCCCUAUAUCGGACGGGCGAUCUGGUGUCCUACAAUGCCGACGGCACUCUGCGCUAUUUGGGACGCAAAGAUGCGCAGGUGAAGCUGCGGGGGCAGAGGAUCGAGCUGGAGGGCAUCGAGUUCCAGAUCAGACGCCAUCUUCCUACCGAUUACAGCGCUGUGGUAGAUGUCUUUCAACCGGACAACAACCACCAGGACGCGGCGGAGUUUCUGAUUGCCUUUAUCCAAACAGGAUCAGUAACGGGAACCCAAGACGGUGGCGGAGUGGAACUCAUGCGAGCCGACGAGCCUUUCCGCAGCCUGGUCCAUGAGGUCCAGGCUAAGCUCACAGCUGCCGUGCCCAGCUACAUGGUUCCCCAGCGGAUGAUCCCCAUCAAGCGGAUUCCCCUAUCCAAGACAGGCAAAACCGAUCGCCGGAUCCUGAGGGAUGCGGUAAGGGCACUAUCACGCGCCGACUUUGAGAGGCUGGUCCAGGGGCAAGAAGAAGGGCCAAAGCCUCAGCCAGCCACGCCGGCCGAGGAGGCGAUGCAGCAUCUGUGGGCCACCGUUCUGAGUCGACCACCCGAAGCCCUCGGAGUCCAGGACAACUUCUUCCAGGUUGGCGGCGACUCGGUCACGGCCAUGAAGCUGGUGGGGCUUGCGCGUGCCCAAGGACAUGCCCUGGCCGUCUCGGACGUCUUCAACCGGCCCACUCUCGCAGGUCUGGCGGCAGGACUGGAGGGGGCAUCGGCUGCAUCGCCUCUGUCCCCAAGACCACAGUACAUUGCCUACAGCCUCGUGCCAUCCGAUCAGCGCAUAGAGACGCUCCAAACAACGGCCGUAGAGAGUUGUGGUCUGGCUUCGGACGAGCUCGAGGAUAUGUACCCAUGCACGGCGCUCCAAGAGGGUCUCAUGAGUCUCACCAUCAAGCACCAGGGCUCGUAUGUUGCGCAGUAUCAGUAUGAACUCGGCCAUGGCAUAGAACCCCGUCGCAUGGCCAGCGCCUGGAAUGCCGUCGUGGCGGCAAACCCUAUCCUACGAACCCGCAUUAUACAAGCCUCCUCGGGCCGUCUGUUCCAAGUCGUGCUACGGCACGGUGGUACUGCCUGCCAUGUCCAAAGUUCGGGUCUCGAGGAGGCUAACAGGGAAGCAAGGGAGCGACGGAUUGGUCUGGGAACACCUCUGAUGCAGUGCUACGUGGCCACCGAGGGUGACAAGGCCCAACUUGUCCUCACCAUCCACCAUGCUCUCUACGAUGGCUGGUCCAUGACGCUUCUACUGGAGCAGCUGGAGUCGGCCUAUCGUGGCCAACCGCCAAAACCCCGGUCCUCCUUCACCGGAUUCAUAGACUACGUGGGACGUCUGGAUCCUGCCGAGUGUCCGACGGUUGCCGGGCGCAGCGCUCCUGUCAAUGGCAUCGAGGAGAUGACAGGCCCAACCAUCGCCACCGUUCCACUGCGGGUCCAGAUCCGUCCUUCUUGCACCGUGGAGCAAUGUUUGGAACAAGUACAGAAACAAACAAUCGACAUGAUCCCUUACGAAGGAACCGGACUGCACAACAUCCAAGCUAUGGGCUCCGACGCGGCUACGGCAUGCCAGUUCCAGAACUUACUCGUGGUUCAGCAAGAGGGGAGCUUCUAUCGGCCCAAACUAUUGCACGAGGUGCACCGGUCCACGGAGAAUAUUGCCGCUAUCAACACCUACCCUCUGACGCUGCUAUGCAAUCUGAACGGCGACCACGUUCUAACACAGGCAUCUUUCGACUCGCAAGUCCUGAGUGCGGCCAAGGUCCAACUUCUCGUCGGCCAAUUCCACAACGUCAUCCUCCAGUUGCUAGGCCCCCCGUCUCUCGCCCUUGUCGACAUCGCUUUGGACAGUUUGGACGGAGAGGAGAUGCUGCACCAGCCACAACAGCUACAACAGCUUCAACGCUGGAACCAACACAUGCCAGCACCAGCACCGGCAUCGACACCGGCAUCGGCACCGGCACCGGCAGAUACCACCGUAGAUGCCCUCAUUGGACGCCACUUCGACGGCCGACCCGAUGCCCCCGCGGUUCAUGCCUGGGACGGACAACUGUCGUACGGGGAGUUGGACCGCCUGUCGGCGCAGCUGGCCCGGGAUCUUGUACAGAGGGGCGUCGGACCCGAGGACAUGGUGCCCGUGUAUCUGGAGAAAGGCAAAUGGACGCCCGACAAGCUGGGUCUAGGGCCCUCCACGCGGGCUUUGCAAGCGACAGCCCACGCAUUCGAUGUCGCCAUCUUCGACCACUUGGCUGUCCUCCUGGCUGGUGGUUGCCUAUGCAUACCCCGCACAGGGCAAAGCCAAGCCGAUCUAGGCGGUGCCAUCAGGGAGCUGCAGGCCGACUAUGCCAUGAUGACACCAUCCAUGGCCGAGCUUAUCCGACCCGACGAUGUGCUGCCUGUCUUGCGCACACUGGCCCUCGUCGGCGAGCCCAUGACGGCAGGCUCGGUGGCCACCUGGGCUGACCGCGUCAAGUUGAUCAACGCGUACGGCCCCGCGGAAUGCUCUGUCAAUUGCACCAUCCGGGUCCCCGUUUGCCCCCAGGGCCAGGACCACCACUCCGCCGCCGCCAACAUUGGCUUUGCGACCGGCUGCGCGACCUGGGUGGUGGACAAGGACGAUCACGACAAGCUAGCGCCUAUGGGGACGGCAGGUGAACUGCUGGUCGAGGGCCCGAUCCUGGCGCGCGGGUACCUCGACGACGAGACCAAGACGCGAGCAUCGUUCAUCCUCGAUCCGGCGUGGGUGCGACAGCUGCCAGUGCCAGUGCCAGUGCCAGCGCCAGCGCAUGGGGAUGGGGGAACCCGCGGCCCGCGCCGCUUUUAUAAGACCGGCGACCUGGUCCAGUACCAGCCGGAAGACGGAUCCCUGCUGUAUCUCGGCCGCAAGGAUACGCAGGUCAAGAUACGCGGCCAGAGAGUCGAGUUGGGCGAGGUAGAGCACCGCAUCAAGGCUGCGCUUCCUGGCGGCGUGGGCGUGGUAGUGGACGUUUUCACGCCGGCGGAUGAGGGAUCCGUGCCCAUGCUCGCGGCUUUCCUCCAACGGGCCUUCGAAUCCGAAUCCGUGCCUAUGAUGCCUGUGAGCACGCUGUUCGCCUCGCCUACCAAGUCCUUCCACUCCCUCGUAGAGAUGACCCUGCUGCCGCGCCUGCGCGAGACGCUGACCUCGGCCAUGCUACCGGCCGUGUUCUUCCCCGUCGUCCACAUCCCCCUCUCCGCAACGGGCAAGGCCGAUCGCCGGACACUGAAACAGGCGGCCUCGUGCCUUACACAGGCCGACGUGCGCCGGUACAUGCUAGCGGAAAAGAGCAAACGAGCGACCCCGGCCUCGGCCACGGAGAGGCUGGUGCAGUCCAUCUGCAGCCGCGUGCUGGGAAUGCCGGUCGAGGAUAUCGGAAUGAACGACGGGUUCGUACAGCUCGGCGGGCACUCGAUCUCGGCGAUACAUUUCACGGGUCAUGUUCGGUCGGCUGGCUGGCGUGUGGAACUGGCGCAUGUUCUCGCUGAGCCGACGCUAGCGGGCCUGGCUGCCAAGUUGCGCCCGGGGACGACGGCUACAACAGCGGCCUCCUUGUCACUUGUUGCUCCUUUCAGCCUCGUGGGUGGCAGUGGGCAGGAGAAGAAUGCUGCCUCCGACAUGCGGCGCUGGGCGGCCGACGCGUGUUCGGUGACCGUCGACGACAUCGAGGACGUCUAUCCGGCCACGGCGCUCCAAGCAGGCCUACUGGCCUUGAGUCUCAAGCGUCCCGGCUCCUACCAAGCCCACAUCUACCUGAAACCCACAACGGCGGACGGUGGUGACAUGGAGAAGCUCAAGCGGGCGUGGGAAGCCACCGUGGAGGCACACGGGAUCCUGCGCACCAGGUUCUUCCAGGGCACUGACGGCGAGCUGUAUCAAGCUGUUGUCAGAAAUACCGGGGGGGUGAGGUGGUGCAACGGCAACGCAACAAGUGGUGGCGAUAUGGACGGCCUUACAGUGACUCUCGGUGGCGUUCUUUGCCGCGCAACGGUGGUUCAGGAAGAGGAGGGACAGGCCGGACAGGCCGGACAGGCCGCAAUGGUGGUGCUCACGCUUCACCACGCACUCUACGACGGUUGGUCACUCCCGCUGCUUUUUCAGGACCUCCGCUCGGCAUUCCUCGGCCAUACGAUUACCUCGCCGCCGCCUUCAUUCAACGGAUUCGUGGCAUACCUACGCCAACAGGACGUCGCCGAGAUGUCUGACUUCUGGACGGGCGAGAUGCAAGGCCUGUCGUGCACUCCGUUCCCCAGGCUGCCCACCGUCCAAUACGUCCCAUCGGCCACUUCGGUCCUGGAGCACACGCUGGACUUUGAUCACCACGCUGGCAGUGGCACCGAGCAGCAGCAGCAGCAGCAGCAGCAGCAGUUCACAGCCUCGACGAUGCUGCGCCUGGCAUGGGCAACCGUCAUCGCGGCCUACACAGGCGGGUCCGGCGACGUCGUCUUCGGUACCACGGUGGCAGGCCGCAGCGCGCCGGUCCCCGGGAUCGAGGCCAUGACGGGUCCCACCAUCGCGACGGUGCCGUUCCGCGUGCGGAUCGACCCGGCGCAGCGCACGUACGACGCUCUCGAGACGCUACGUGCGCGCAGCGCCCAGAUGAUGCGCUUCGAGCAGGCGGGACUGCAGCAGAUCCGCACAUUUAGCCCCGAGGCGGGCGUGGCGUGCCAGUUCCAGAGCUUGCUCAUCAUCCAGCAGGGGAUGGAGGCCAUGGACAUGGACAUGGAGUCUCAGUCGCCUGAAAACAAAAAGUCGGGCGGGUGGUUGGAAAUCGACGCCGCGUCGGCGAAUCACGACACGGCCUUCUCGUCGUACGCCAUCAAUAUCACCUGCGAACUGUCGUCGUCCUCCAUCAAAUUCAACGUCGCUUACGACGCAGCCGUCACUGCGCCCGAAGUCAUGAAGAUGAUGCUCUUCCAGAUGGCGCACGCCACGUCCCAGAUCAGGAUGAUGGCUGCCAAAAACAACAACAACAACAACAACAAAUACACGCUGGUAAGAGAUGCCAUGAGCAUCAGCCCGGAGGGCAUGGCGGCCUUGUCGCGGUGGAACACGAUCCCCUCGCCACAACCUGUUGAUGAUGCUGGGGGGGCUGGUUAUGGUAACAUGGAGGCGAGGUGUGUCCAUGACAUGAUCUUGCGCCACAGCAAGAACACCCCUGACGCGGUGGCCGUCAAAGCGUGGGACGGGGAGUUGACGUACGCGCAGCUCGCGGCGCUGUCGGUGCGGGUGGCGGCCUCGUUGAGAAGACAUGGUUGGUCUCCGAAGAAGAGCCGCGAUGAUCAUGAGCCCAUCGUGCCCUUGCUGUUCGAAAAGUCCAUGUGGACGGUCGUCGGCAUUCUCGGCACCCUCCGGGCUGGAGCGGCCUUUCUCCUGCUGGACCCAGACCAGCCCGCGGCACGUCUGCGUUUGCUGUGUGAGGCCGUUGGUGCCGAGGUUGUGCUGGCCUCGCAGCGGCUGGCGUCGUUGGCUGCUGCCGUGGCUCCGGAUGCGGCGGUGCAGGUCUGUUCCGGCGCGGCAGUUGCGGCAGUUGCGGCAGUUGCUGGCGAGGAGCCCACGCCGGAGCCCACGCCGCCGCUUAGUCUUACUCCUUCGGAAGAGUCGGCUCAGUCGGGUUCCGACCCGAGCCGCCUUCUAUACUGUGUCUUCACCAGCGGAUCAACAGGAACGCCCAAGGGCGUGCUGAUUGAGCACGGCUCAUUCUGCGCGAGCAUUGCUGGCGUGUGCCGUAUCCUCCCCUUUGGGCCCACGACACGUGUCUUUCAGUUUGCUUCGUACGCCUUCGACGUCGGCAUCACUGACCAUCUUGUCCCCUUGAUGGUAGGUGGCAGCAUUUACAUCGCGCGGCCAGAGGAUGUCAAGGACAACUUUGCAGCCUGCGUGCGCGCGUCCGAGGCCACGUACCUGGAGCUCGUCCCAUCCGUCGCACGAACACUGGACAAGGAAGCCUCAGCGAGACUGCAGGUCCUGGCGCUCAGCGGCGAGGCCAAGACGGCCGCGGACGUGGAGCGAUGGAAGGGCCGCCUGGUGAGCGGGUACGGGCCGGCCGAAUGCUCGGCCACCACCCACGUCCAGUUCCCCGUCACGGCCGAGGACCACCCACAGGCGCUCGGCGUGGCCACGGGCGGCGCCGGCUGGGUUGUUCAGCCCGAUGACGUGGAGCGGCUGGUGCCCGUAGGCGCCGUGGGCGAGCUGAUCAUCGAAGGCCCGAUUGUGGGCCGCGGGUACUUGAGGGAUCCCGAGCGGACGGCUGCCGCCUUUCUGCCCCCGAUGCAAUGGCUCCAGCGUCUCCGAGCUGCAGGUGGUAGUGGUGGUAGUGAUGGUAGUGGUGGUACGAAGCCUCGAGUAUAUCGAACCGGAGACCUUGUCCAGCUGUUGCCCGAUGGACAACUGCGAUUCGUCGGUCGAAAAGAUCAUCAGGUCAAAGUCCGAGGUCAGAGAGUCGAGCUGGGUGAGGUUGAAACCUACCUUCAUCCUCUCUUUCCCCGGGCGACAAACAUCAUUGCUGAGGUUCUCAAGCCGCUCGGCCUAGAGGACCAAGCCUUUCUUGCUGCCUUUGUGGAUUUGCCUGGUCAUCAUCAUCAUCAUCAUCAUCAUCAUCAUCAUGGGCAAACUAAUGGACAUGUCGGCGAUGUCGGCGAGGCAGAGAUGGUGCUCCUGCCGCCGAGCGACUCGUUCCUGGCCGAGGUCCGUCAAGCGGAGCGACAACUCCGGGAUGCGGUCCCAGCCUCCAUGAUCCCGGCCUUGUUUCUACCCGUGAGCCACUUCAAGCUGUCCACUUCCGACAAGGUCGACAGGAGAGCGCUGCGCGCGCUAGGCAACCAGCGGACAUGGAAGGAACUGCAGGCCUAUACCAACACGCGGGGGCCCAGGCGUGGCCCGGCAACGGAGACGCAACAGGCCCUCGUGCUCCUCUGUGCCGAGGUCUUGAACGCGGACCCCAAAGAGAUUAGCAUGGAUGACGGAUUCCUGUCGCUGGGCGGCGACUCCAUCAGUGCUAUGUCGCUGGUGGCCCGCGGAAAUGCCCAAGGCAUCCGCCUCACGGUGGCUGAUGUACUGAGCCAGUCCUCCCUCGAAAAGCUUGCGGCGCGGGCGCUGGCGCGGGCGCGGGCCCAGAUGGACAAGGACCACAACAACAACAUCGCGGUGUUGCCGGCGGUGGUAUUAUCGCACCCGCGCCCCGAGGAAACGCCAACGCCCGGAGUGCCCUUCGCCCUGGCCCCCAUCCAAAGGAUGUUCUUCGCCGUCAUGCCUCUCGACCUCCUGAACCACUUCAACCAGAGCUUUUUCGUCGCACUCACCCAACGUGUCGCGCCGGAUCGUGUGAAAUCGGCCGUCCAUGUGCUCUUGCGACGCCACGCCAUGUUGCGAUGCAGCUUCCAGCAGAUCAAUGGCGAAUGGAUGCAGACCGUCCCGUCCGAGCCGCCGCUCGCGCCUCUGUUCCAGAACUUCCAGGUGUCCAGUGUGCCCAACCUCGCGGCUGUGGAACAGAGGGUGCUGGAGACGCAGCGGAGCUUGGACAUCACAAAGGGUCUUUUGUUCUCCGUCCACCUUUUCGAGAUGGAACAGCAGCAAGGACAGCACCAAGGACAGCACCAAGGGCAGCAGUGUUUGCUGUUGGUAGCGCACCACCUGGUGGUAGAUCAUGUGGCGUGGCGCGUCAUUCUCGCGGACCUGGAGCACCUUCUUGUUGGCCAGGAUGGCAAAGAUUCUCCGUCUACGUCUACUUCCUUGUCCUUCCAGACAUGGUGCCAGCUUCAGGAACGAUACGUCCGUGAACGCCUGCAGCUCCCCGCCGCCAUCCUUAGGUCCGGAGACAAUCAAAGGUCCGAGUCUCUGCCGGCGGCGCAAGACUUUCUGCGUUACUGGAGCUUGGCGGACAAGGCCAUGACGAAUACCUACGCAGAUGCUGUGAGCACUGGCUUCAGCCUGACCCCUGCCGCGACACGGAGCUUCUUGAAGGAUGCCAACAGCGCGUUCCAGACGAGGCCGGUCGAGAUCCUCCAGGCGGCUCUCCUCGUUUCCUUCAUACAGGCGUUCCCCGACCGGCCACCUCCUGUCGUCCACAACGAAGGCCAUGGCAGAGAGGCCUGGGACGCGUCCAUCGACCUCUCGCGGACGGUCGGCUGGUUCACAACCAUCUGGCCCACACCAGCGGUGGUACAGCCUGGGCAGAGCCUUGUCGAGGCAGUCAGACGCACCAAGGACGCGCGCCGCCAAAUGCCACGUAAUGGGUGGGAGUACUUUGCCGCCCAGCUCCUGCACCCCGAGGGCGCUCAAGGCCUAGCACUACCUCUCGAGAUUGUGAUGAACUUUGCGGGGUCUUUUCACGAGUUAGAGCGCCAUGAGAAUACCCUGUUUCAAUGGCACGAGAGCCAAUUUACGCACCUCGACGUAGCGGCCCAGACCCCCCGUUCCGAGCUCUUCGAAGUUUCAGCGGUAGUCAAGAAGGGUCAGUUGCAUGUGCGCAUAACCCACCAUCGACACAUCCCUCCGGACCGGGUGGCAAAAUGGACCACGGCCUUCCAGGCCACGCUGGAGAAUGCCUGCCACGUCCUACCCUCCCUCCCAAAGCAGCCCACGCUCACCGACGUCCCUCUCCUGGACAUGGACUACCGUGGUCUAGACCGGAUGCUCAAGCAGGUGACCGCCGUUGUCGACGUCGGCGGCAGCGGCAGCGGCAGCGGCAACAGCAGCGGUAGCGCCCCGGUCGAGAUCGAGGACGCCUAUCCAUGCACUGGCAUUCAACAAGGCAUGCUGCUCAGCCAGGCCAAGAACGCGGCCCAUUACGUGACGGGCACAACCUGGGAGGUCCGGGCCCCGGGAGGUGUCGAUCGCCGUCGCUUUAUCGAGGCGUGGCAACAAGUGGUCCAGCGGAAUUCGGCCCUGCGUACCUUGUUUCUGGAAAGCCAUACGGGCCAGGGCUGGGACCAAGUCGUUCUGCGCUGGGCCGGUACACCACCACGUGCAGGCAAGGUCGUCGUCCUCCAAGGGCAUAGCCCAUCAACUCGCAAUGACCCCAUGGCCGAGAUGGCCAGGGAGGUCGGGCCCAUCACGCCGACUUGCCCCUGGCACCUUGUCAUCCGCAAUGCCAACAAGGGAGGUGGUGAUGAUGAUGAUGAUGAUGAUGAAGGUGGCCUGACGUGCGACUUUCGAGUUCUCCAUGCCCUCGUGGACGGCGUCUCCGUCGGCCUGAUCCAGCAGCAGAUCGCCGCAGCCUACCAUGGUCAGCUGCCCCCGUCACCAGCAGCCUGCCUACGAGAUUACAGCGCCUACGUGCAGUCGCUCCCGCGUGGCGCCUCCACUCGCUACUGGGCCGACUAUCUCGCAGAAGCAGAACCCUGCAUGGUGCCCACCAUCAGCCGCGACACGGGAGAAGUUGAACUUGAUACGGGUGUCAAGUAUGUCUUCCGGACCCUCCACAGCCUCGUAGAGCUGCGCGCCUUCUGCGAAAAGCACCACGUCACCGUCUUCAAUCUCGUCCAACUUGCGUGGGCGCUGGUUCUGAAAGCUUACACCGGGGCCGCGGCGCCCUGCUUCGGGUACCUGGUCAGUGGCCGCAAUGUGCCGGUUCCCGACGUGGAGCAGAUCGUCGGGCCCUUUAUCAACAUGGUGGUUUGCAGGGUCGACUUGGGGGAGGGCAACAGGCCCAUUGCCGAGAUGGCCCAAUCGAUCCAUUCGGAUUUCCUUCAGGGGAUGGACCAUCAGCACACGGCCCUCGUCGACGUUUUCCACGAAUUGGGCGUGACCGGUCGAGGGCUGUUUAAUACCAUCGUGUCGCUCCAGACGAGAACAGAGGACAUAGGAGGAGUGAAAGAGCAAGAUGCGCCUUCGGGUCUGUCCAUGCGUCCCACUACGGGUGACGACCCGACAGAGUACGACCUCACCCUGAAUAUCAGCCUGUCCAAAGAUAGCAUGGACUACGCCCUGUGGUACUACGAGCAGUCGUUCCCUCGGACACAAGUAGCACAUCUUGCCGAGGCUUUCGAGAACGCCUUGCUGGGUGCGGUUCGCCAGCAGCAGGAAAACGCUCGCGUCCGAGACAUCGCCCUCGUGGGCCCCGAUCACCUGAAGUGGUUGCGUUCGCGCAACGAGGUGCUCCCCGAGGCGAAAAAGGAGUGCAUCCACGAUGCCAUCUUGCACUUUGUUCGUGCCACACCCUUGGCGCCGGCCGUCUGCGCGUGGGAUGGAAACUUUAGCUACGGAGAGCUGGGCCGGCUGGCUUCCCUGCUCGCCGGGGUUCUGGUCCAAAGGGGCGUUCGGCGUGAGGCCUUGGUGGCGAUUCAUCUGGCCAAGAGCCGAUGGACGGCCGUGGCGAUGUUGGCCGUGCUACAGGCUGGUGGUGCCUUCACGCUGCUGGACCCGUCUCUUCCGCUGGCGCAUAAACAGGUUAUCUGUGACGAGACGGCCUGCUUGGUCUUGAUUACUUCGCCGGCUUCGCACCAUGCCUUGCCGUCUGUUCGCCAUACCAUUCCGGUUGGUGACAACCAGGAAGACGACUGGGCCACGAUAUCAACCCGCGAGGCCGAGGCCGAGACGCAGUGCCUUGAGGCGGCGCGACCCGAGACCCUCGCGUAUGCCGUCUUCACCUCGGGGUCGAUGGGCAAGCCCAAAGGCGUGCUGAUCGAGCAUGCGUCCUUCUGCGCCAGCGCCCGGUCCCAACACCGCCUCCUGGCUAUCGACGGUACAACCAGGGUUCUCCAAUUCUCGGCCUACACAUGGGACGUCAGUAUUAUGGAUCAACUGGGGACUUUCAUGAUAGGCGGGUGCGUCUGCGUCCCCUCGGAGAGCCAGCGGAUCGACGAGCUGGCAGGGGCGAUCCGGCAGUACGGCGCGACGUGGAUCCAGACGACGCCGCCCGUGGUACGACUACUCAAGCCCGACCAGGUACCGUCGUUGCGGACUGUGGUACUCAUUGGAGAGACACCUUCGCACAACGACGUCAAGACGUGGCGCGGGCGGGUGUCGCUCCGCGAGACGUACGGGCCUACCGAGUGCUCGGUCUUGGCCAUGGUCAACCCGGACCUUGCUGGCGACCCUCGGAACAUUGGACGGGAGAGUGCCUGCGUGUGCUGGGUCGUGGAUGCGGAUAAUCACGACAAGCUGAUGCCCGUCGGCGCCAUUGGCGAACUUCUCAUCCAAGGGCCCAUUCUCGGCCGGGGCUACUUGAACGACGCCGCUCUGACGGCCUCGGUCUUUGUGCAGGAUCCCGUCUGGACGACUCUGCAGCGUCCAGGCCCAGGCCCAGGCCCAGGUCCUGUCCGGCUAUAUAAGACGGGUGACCUCGUGCACUACUGCCAUGACGGCUCCAUCCGCUACGUGCGCCGCAAGGACACGCAGGUCAAGCUGCGGGGCCAGCGCAUGGAGCCUGGGGAGAUCCAGCAUCACAUCGCCGGCAGUUUCGAGGGCGCCGAACGCGUUGUGGCGGAUGUGGUCGAGGUCGGCGGCGGCACCGGCACCGAGCCGUCCCGCACGGUGCUGGCAGCCUUUAUCAAGGACUCUGACUACGCUUCCCACUCCCAUAGCAACGCCGACGCCGCGGCGCAUCCGUCCCCGGACGUCCUAGCUGCUCCUACCGAGGCCUUUGCCGCCAAGGUGGCACAAUGCCAGACAUAUCUUGAGACGCAGCUGCCCAAGCACAUGGUACCUACGCUGUUCCUCCCUUUGGCUUGGGUGCCCAUGGCCAGCACAGGCAAAACGGACCGCCGCCUGCUCCGGCGGCGAGUGGCGGAACUGAGCCGGGACGACGUCGCGCAAUACCUCACCACGGGUCUUUCGAUGACGGUGGCCAAGCAAGCGCCCACUACGGACCCCGAGCGCAUGCUGCGGGACGCAUGGAGCCGGGUCUUGGGGAUCCCGGCCGAGGCCAUCGGCAUCCACGACAGCUUUUUCCACCUGGGUGGCGAUUCCAUGUCGGGCAUGCGGCUCGUCGCGGACUGCUACGCGGCGGGGGUUGUCAUCACGAUGCAGGGCAUCUUCCAAUACCCAACGCUCCAGCAGAUGGCGCAGCACAGCAAGAUUGAUUCCAUGUACCAUGGCCAUAAGGGCCAUACCUUCUUCCCCUUGUCCACGGCACAGCGAUCUCUGCUAGAGAGCUGCCUUUCCACCAACGGCGCACAUUCACAACACUACCGUAGCUUUGUCGUCAAAGGCCGCCGGCCGGAGCUGGAUGCAGACUGGCUCGACCGCGCCAUGCGAGCCCUGGUUAGCCGCCAUGCCAUGUUGCGUGCCCGAUUUGAGCCCCGCAUCACCACCGACAUACAAGGUUCAUACCGCGUGCGCGUGCAAUCCGUCUCGAUUUCGAACAAGCGCGAGCUUGAUCUCGAACGGCAGCGAGGACCUAGCAGGCUCGACUUUGGCAAAGGCCCUCUUCUAGAGGCUUGUCUGCUCCACUCCCAGCCAGGUGGGGAUUUACCCCAUGGCAGCUAUAUUGUCUUCUUCUGUCAUCGACUCGUCGCGGAUGGGGCCUCUUGCAGCAUCUUGGCCGACGACAUGGUGGCCAUGCUCGAGCAGGAUAUCCCGACCGCCGUUCCAAACCCAGCACCGGCAGCUUUCCAAACGUGGUGCAGCAUGCCGCGCAUCAAUGUUCAUCUCAGUCCCAAUCCAAAUUGUGACUCUACCAGGUAUAGGAUCACAGCAAAUGGUAUCAACAAUAACGGAGAUGUGGCUCGCACACGCCGAGAAGCCCGCCUCGACGCGCCAACCAGCCGCCUCAUCAGGGGGGAUGCCAACCGCGCCUUGUCAACACAGCCUCUGGACAUUCUGCACGCCGCCCUCCAUCACUCCUUCUUCCAGACGUUCGGGCCACUUGAAAAUCACCCCACCAUCGUCGCCCAAGGCGACGGCCGCGAUUUCGGGGACGCCUCCUUGGACUUUUCGCACGCUGUCGGUUGUUUCGAUACCUUCUCAGCCGUACAACCUGACGCAAACCAUCUUCACAGCCUGGUCGAUCUGGUCCGUCUCGCCAAGGACGCUCGGAGACUACCUCGAAUGAGUCAAGCCGAUGCCGAUCCGUGCUCUGCAACAGCGCUUGAUGGCGAAUCCUCGGCCCCAGGACCUCUCAUGGUAGCCCUGAGCUUCGAGGCAUGGGGACAUGGAGACCAGCAAGACCAUAAACCAGCUGUGCAGAUACCAUUUGCUGCCCUCAUUGAAGUUUCUUGUUGUGUGGACCAAGGCGAGCUUGCCGUUUCCUUCACGUACAAUGGACAAAUGCACAAUGAUGAGUCGAUGACCGAGUGGCUCAGCAAGUACCAGAAGUCCCUCGCUUCAGCGGCGGCUGAACUGGCCUCUAGAGCACCUGCCUACACCCUGAGUGACUUCCCCCUUCUCCAGCUCCCGUACGAAACCCUCGGCAGCUUCGUGGCCGAGGUGGAGGGCCUAGCUAGGUCACAGGGCAGCCGAGGUCCCAUCGCCAUCGAGGACGCAUACCCUUGCGCGCCGAUCCAGCGCGGCAUACUCCUGAGUCAAUCCAAGAAUGGCCUUCUCUACCGGCCUCGAUUCCUCUGGAGACUUCAUGCGACCCGAGCGGCGGCAACAAUAGAGCUGCCUCGCCUCCGAAAGGCAUGGGAAACCGUCCUACAGCGACACGCCGUGUUCAGAACCGUGUUCGCGCAGCAGGGCAGCGCCCGCGACGGCUUCUAUAGCCAGGCCGUCCUGCGGUCAACACCCGAAAACAUCACCGAGAUACAAUGUGAUGAUCGAGACGAUCCUGCCAGCCUGAUUCGCAAUAUCCAAUCGCGACAUGAGCAUGAGGCCUGGCAUGUGGUUUUGUGCCAGGCGAAGAAAACGGGCGACACGGUGAACAACACCUUCUGCGAGCUGCAAGUGAACCACGCCUUGAUCGACGGGACUUCCAUUGCCAUUGUGGCGAGCGAGGUCCAGCGCAUAUACGCUGGCGUGGGUCCAAUCGGAGGUGCACCUCGCUAUCGUGGCUAUAUCGAAUAUCUGCAGUCAACGCCGUCCGAUACCAUACUCGCCCAUUGGAAACAGAGGCUCUCGGGGGUUUCGCCCUCCUUGUUCCCCAAGAUCUGCGGCACUCGGGAGGACAACACCUCGCUCGAGCAGAACAAGCGAGUUCUGAAAGGUGUCCAUGUUGAGCUUGAGGACGCAUCGCUCGUGCACCAAUUUUGUGCUCGGCACGAGCUAAAUGUCUCGACCGUCAUGUACGUCGCCUGGGCGCUGGUCCUCCGGUCCUAUACUCAGUCUGACGCGGCUUGCUUUGCCUACACGACGUCUGGGCGCGACGUGCCUGUUCCAGGAGCGGCCGAGACUGUUGGUCCUUUCGUCAAUGUCCUAAUCGGCCGUGUUCAAUUGCUUGCCGAGACGAGACUCCUGGACGUCCUGCGAACGGUGCAGGAUGACACCCUGGACAAUCUCAGCUACCAGAAUUGCUCGCUGGCCGAGAUUGGUCACGCUAUUGCCGUUGACACGGCUGAGCUGUUCAACUCUAGCAUAUCCGUGCAAGAUAGCAGCACUCCGCACCACGACUCGCCGCCUGAUCUGCCCGUGGUCUUCACCAGCGAGGGAGGGGCCGAUCCCACCGAAUACGCCCUCUCCUUGCAUGCCUUGGUGAAUAAGCAAACUGUCGAGGUCUCCAUCGACUAUUGGGAGGGUGAGUGCUUGUCGUCCGAACAAGCCGACCAAAUCAUCCGCACUUUCCGAGAAGCGAUCAAUACCGUCGUGACGCAGCCUCGGGCCACUGUUGCGCAAGCUAGCCUGCUGAGUCCCGAGGACGCGAACUUGAUCAAGCAGUGGAAUUCGAAUACGCCGCCGAGGCAUGAGCGCUGCGUACACCAUCUUGUCGAAGAGCACUUCCGAGAUAGUGCUUCCUCACUCGCCGUGCAUUCUUGGGAUGGAGACUUGACCUAUGGAGAGCUAGCCCAGUUGUCCGGCCAGCUAGCAGCUCAUCUCGUGGAGCUCGGAGCGCAACCCGAGACGUAUAUCCCGCUGGUCUUUGAAAAGUCCAAGUGGACCGUCGUGGCCAUGAUGGCCGUCAUGCAGGCCGGGGCCGCCUUCAUCCUCAUGGACCCGACAACCCCGGUCCGGCGCCUAGAAGACAUCUGCACCGACGCACAGCCCGCACUUGUGCUCGCCUCGGUCGCCCACCGAGACGUCUUGAAGCACCUGUCCGUACACACGAUCGUCGUCGGUCCCACGAGCGAGACCACGUGGCCGUCCGCCCAGCCGCCUCCUGCCGUCCUUGUCCAGCCGUUCAACCCUGCAUACGCCGCGAUCCAGGACAUGGGCGCCAACUGGGUUGAGCUCACGCCCUCGGUCGCCCGGCUGAUCAGCCCAUCCCGUGUCCCCGCGUUGCGGACCGUGAUCCUGUGCGGAGAGCCCAUGGCCCCCAUCGACAAGGCCCAGUGGGGGGGAUACGCCCGCCUAGUCCACGCCUACGGGCCUGCCGAGUGUGGCUCAUGGUGCAUGGCGCAACCAGACGUGACGGCCAGGCCGGGCCCGCUUGACAUUGGCACCGGCACGGGCGCGGUAUGCUGGAUCGUCGAUCCCGCCGACCACCAGACUGUCCUCCCCUUGGGGGCCGUCGGCGAGAUCCUUGUCGAGGGCCCAGCCGUGAGCCGCGGCUACCUGCGCCGGCCCGAACAGACCGAGGCCUCCUUUGUUCCGCCUCCAGCCUGGGUUGCUUCCCGCUUCCGGCCCGCAGUUUCGCACCGCUUCUACAAGACGGGUGACCUGGCCCGGUACCAACCCGACGGCACCAUGUUGCACAUGGGCCGGAAGGACACACAGGUCAAAUUGCGCGGCCAACGUCUGGAGCUGGACGAGGUGGCCUUCCAUGUGAGACAAUGUCUACCGAAGCAUGCUGACGCCGUUGUCGACCUGAUUCAUCCGGACGGCGGUGGCGCAAGGCCCAUGCUGGCUGCCUUCAUCUGCGCGCCGGAUGACGGAAACAGCCGAGGGGGAGUUCGCCCCCAAACCCAAGCCCAAGCCAAAGACGAUGACGAUGUUCUCAUGCCAGCGACGGCGGCCUUCCGGCGAAUCGCCCUCGAGAUUCAGACACAGCUGCGAGCGACGCUGCCCCGUUUCAUGGUCCCGACAGCAUUCCUGCCUCUGCGAUGGAUUCCCCUUGGCGUCACGGGGAAGCUGGACCGCAAGUGUCUCCGAGCUUUAGCUGCCCAAGUGACGUUAGAUGCGCUGCUGCUCCAGGCUUACGACACCGAGGCCAUGACGCCCUCGGUUGAUAAAGCGCGUCCAACCAACGACCUCGAGGCAUCGCUCCUGGAAUGCGUGGCCCAUAUACUCAACAUGAAGCCAGAAGAGGUCGGCAUCCACGAUAAUUUCUUCCAUCUUGGUGGGGACUCGAUUGGCGCAAUGGAGUUCGUGACACGCUGCCGCCACCAGGGCCUGACCAUCACCAUGCCCGACAUUUUCCGACACAGGACAAUCCAUCGCAUGGCACAGCGGGCCAAGAGAGUCGGAACCGGGGCAAGUGCAGUCAGAGACGAGGAGGAGGAGGAAGAAGAAGUCGGGGUGCAGUUCGGUCUGUCUCCGAUCCAGCAGGCUUUCUUCGACCGUGUCCCCGAAGGCCGGCUUCGCUACAAUCAAAGCUUCGUGGUCGAACUUCAGAGCUCCACGCAGCAGCCCAUAGAGACGGCCAUAUCCACGGUAGUGAGGCGACAUGCCAUGCUGCGCGCCUCGUUCCGUCGGAGCGAGGCAGGCUUGUGGGUGCAAACAAUCACCGACAGGAUCGAUCAGUCGUUCCGCUACAACACGUACCAUAGCGCAAGCGUAUCCAGCGCGGAACUGGGCGAGGAACUAAAACAUCGCCUCGAGGAGAGCCAGGCAGCAGUGGAUUGCCAAAACGGCCCAAUGCUGGCAGUGGACCACAUCCUUGUCGACGACGGUCGCCAGUAUCUCUCGCUUAUCGCCCACCAUCUUGCCGUGGAUCUCGUCUCAUGGCGAGUUAUCAUGAGCGAUCUCGAAGUGUUGCUGCGAGGCGAGUCACUCCCGCCACUGCGUUGUCUGUCCUUCCCGAGCUGGUGCCAUGCGCAGUCGGAACACGUCCGCACGAAUCUGAAGCCUCUGGAGACGCUGCCGUCGUUGGAGAAUCUUGCCGAUUUCGAGGCUGAUGUCGAGCACUUCUGGGGCUGCCCACAAGCCACCAACACCCACGCCGAAGCCAUCUCAGCCAGCUUUGCACUGGACUCCCACACCACCACCCUUCUUCUCGGGCCGGCCAACGAGGCUCUGCGGACAAAGCCUGUAGAACUUAUCCAUGCUGCCAUUCUUCUGUCCUUUGCCCGCGUCUUCCCAGGACGCCGACCACCUAUCAUCUAUCAGGAAGGCCACGGCAGAGAGUCGUGGAGCCGAUCUAUCGAUGUGUCCGAAACGGUUGGCUGGUUCACCACGCUUGUCCCCGUCCUCGUUCCUGUUGCAUCCGACACGGGCUUGGUAGAUGUGGUUCGGCGAACAAAGGACGCGCUACGUCAAACACCGGCGAAUGGUUGGAGCUACUUCGCCGCCCGAUACCUGCACCCAGAAGGUCGCCGUUUGCUUGAUCUGAAGAGACCCGCCGAGAUACUGCUCAACUACCAUGGGGCAUACCGCAGCCUGGAGAGAGAGGGGAAUAUUCUGCAAAGCACGUCAAGAUUUGAUGGUCUUAGCAUCAGCACCGACCCCCAGAUGCCGAGGGACGCCUUCUUCGUCAUCGAAGCCUGGGUUUCCGCCGGCAGCAUGCAAUUCGAGUUCGCCUACAACCGGAAUUGUCUUUAUCAAGACUUGGUCAGCGAAUGGCUGACGACCUGUCAAGAUCUCCUGGGUGCAAUCGCAGAGGAACUUGCAUCAAGCACACCUCGUCAAAUCACAUCGGGUGAUUUCCCACGACUCGGACUGACGCAACAGGAGAUGGAGAUGCUUUUGCAGCACGUCGCUCACCUGGGCAUCGCAGCGUCAUGUCUGCAGGACGCAUACCCAUGCUCACCCAUGCAGCAGGGGAUAUUGCUGAGCCAGGCAAGAAACGAAGCGCUGUACGAGACCACUACAAGGUGGAAGAUGACGAGUCAGGGGGUCGACAACCACCUGACUGCUGGCCGCAUCAAGGCGGCCUGGGAGUUGGUGGUGACCAAGCACGCCGCACUGCGCACCAUAAUCAUCGAAAGCCCCUCCCGUCAUCGUUCCUACGACCAGAUCGUGCUCGAGGGCGACAACAUCACCGGAAACAUUACCACCACAAGCUUCUCUGGCUCACAAGUAGAAAAGCAGGGACCUCUCCCUUGGUCAUUUGUGCUAACCCAGACUUCGGAUGCCGGCGAUUUCGAAUGCGCCCUCACCAUCAGCCACGCCCUAGUCGACGGCCGCUCGCUCCAGCUACUGGGCGCCGAGCUCACCGCGGCGGUCAAUGGGAGCCCUCUAUUAGACGGCAGCCCUGAACCUCUGCAAUAUGGCGAGUACAUUUCGUAUCUGAGCGAUGAGGCCCCCAGGGAGGAAGAUACCGACCGCUAUUGGCGGCAGUACCUGCAGGAUGCCACGCCAUGCCGAUUUCCCAAGCUGAGCGGCGGCGGCGGCGGCGGCGGCGGCCCAUCGUCCCGGGGACAGGGCCAGUUGCAUUCAGCCACCCGGCAGAUUCCUUCCGGCCGUCUACAACGGCUAUGUGAAGAAUAUGGGACCACGCCUUUCAACGUCAUCCAAGUGGCAUGGGCGCUCGUGCUGCGAUGUUAUGUGGGCUCCGACGACGUCUGUUUCGGAUACCUGGCGUCCGGACGAGAUAUUGCCCUCCCCGGCAUCGAGGAUGCCGUAGGGCUGUUUAUCAACAUGCUGGUUUGCCGGCUCCGGUUGGACGACGAAAGCCUCCCCGUCGGGACGUUGCUGGGAAGGAAUCAAGAAAGCUUUGUUCGCGGUUUGGAGAACCAGCAGUGUUCUAUGGCUAGGAUCCAGCAUGAUCUGGGCCUCCGGGGUGAUGUUCUUUUUAACUCUAUCAUAUCGUACCAGGCUCGUUCCGGUGCAGAUGGUAAUGCGGACAGCGGCCACCACGCUGCGAGGUUAGAGACGGUCGACAUCGACGACCCGACCGAGUAUGGUCUAGUUCUCAACGUCGAGGCGGCCAAAGACAUCAUCAGCCUGUCUGUCAGCUUCUGGGACACCUAUCUCGAUCCCCAUCAAGGGUCUGCGCUCUGCGGAUUCUUGGUACAGACCAUCCUGCAUAUGGCCGACAAUCCUUUCGCCACGGUCGCGGGCUUUAAGACGCUAAGCGACGAGGAUCGCGAGCAGAUCCACGCGUGGAACGGGCAUUUCCCGCAGGCAGAGCGGGCCUGUGUCCACCAGUAUAUACUGGAGCAAUGCCGAACGCGAUCCGAGGCCCAGGCGAUAUGCGCUUGGGACGGCGGCCUCACCUACUGCGAGCUGGACACCCUAUCUGCGGCUUUUGCCAUGCAUCUGCAGGCGCUCGGGGUUCAGGGGCCGGACGUCUUCGUGCCCAUCCUGCUCGACAAGUCGCUGUGGGUAGGCGUCGCCUUGUUGGCCGUCUUGCGUGCCGGCGGCGCCUUCGUGCUGCUCGACCCGGCCCUGCCCGACCUGCGCCUGCAGUCCAUCUGUGAGACACUGGGGUGCCAGGUCAUCGUCUGCUCACCUGCCGACCACGAUAGGGUAGCCAAGUUGGGGCCCCGAGCGGUGGCGGCUGUUUCCCACUCGGAGUCUGAACGGUGGCCAACGCCAACGCCAGGCCUGCCCACACACCAGGCGGAGCCGGGCCAUGCAGCUUACGCCGUCUUCACAUCGGGCUCCACGGGGAAACCAAAGGGGGUCGUCAUCGAACACACGCACUACGCGACCAGCGGCCGGUCCCUCCAGAAACGCCUCGGCGUUUCCCCACAAGCUCGCGUGUUCCAAUUCGCCUCGCAUUCCUUCGACGUCAGUGUCAGCGACUACCUCACCACCCUCAUGGCCGGCGGCUGCGUCUGCGUGCCCUCCGAGGCCGACAGACUCAACGAUAUACCCGGCGCCGUCGCGCGUCUCGAAGCCAACUGGAUGCACAUCACGCCCUCGGUCGCACGCACGCUCCAGCCGUCGCAGGUCCCGGGCAUCGAUACCCUCGUACUCAGUGGCGAGGUCCUCCAGGACGAUAACGUGCGGACGUGGGCACCCGUCGUCCAUCUCAUCAACGCUUACGGGCCCGCCGAGUGCUCUGUGGACUGCGUCGUCAACGACGAGGUUGCUUUGUACCCCGAGAGCAUUGGAACAGCCAGUGGCGCUGUUUGUUGGAUCGCCCAUGUCGACAACCCGGACCGGCUGCUUCCCAUCGGCGCCGUCGGUGAACUCCUCGUCGAGGGCCCCAUCGUAGGGCGGGGGUAUCUGAAGGAGGAGGAGUCGACCCGCCAAGCAUUCAUCACGCCGCCGGCCUGGCUUCAGCGGCUGCGUGGACCCCACGCGACGGCGAGAAGCAGGCUAUACCGCACCGGCGACUUGGUUCAGUACCUCCCCAGCGGUGCAUUACGGUACAUUGGCCGGCAUGACACCCAAGCGAAGAUCAACGGCCAGCGUGUGGAGCUCGGCGAGAUCGAGUCUCAUCUCGGCCGGCUCUUCUCAGAUUCGCAGGGUGUGGCUGUGGCACUACUCCAGCAGCCACCGCCCUCCUCGUCACAACAACAAGCGGUACAAGCAUUGACGGCCUUUAUACAAUGGGGCCCGGGAGAUGAAGCUUGCAAUGACCUCGACACGGAAUGCCGCAUUCUGGAAUCGAGUCCUGGUUUCUUGUCCAGCAUCCGCGAUGCUACGUCCCGUCUUCGGGAGUGGCUGCCCUCCUACAUGGUGCCGGUACGGUUCCUCGCUGUCAAUCGCAUUCCCUUGAGCCGAUCAGGCAAGGUCGACAGGAAAAAACUAGGGAACCUGUCAUUGAUCACCACCACCGCCUCGUCGUCGAGAGAGCAAGCACCCGGGCAUGGUGACGAUGUCCAGAAGAGUUCUCCGAGGUCCCUGUCAGACGCAGAACAGCAGAUCCAAAGGCUAUGUGCUGAGGUGCUGGGCCUCGUUCCUAGUACGAUCGACAUGGACAGUGACUUCUUCCACAUUGGAGGAGACUCGAUCAAGGCCAUGCAAUUCGUGUCUCUUGCCCGACGAGAGGGACUGUCAAUAACUGUGAGGCAGAUACUGCUUUCCACCGCUCUUUCGGAGCUGGCGAGGGCGCCAUCGCCGUCUCCGUCCGGCUUUCAUAAUGGCUCGCCCCCGGAUGAGGAGAACGUCGUCGGCGGCGACCGCACGGAACAAGCCUUGGACACCCGACUUUUGGGCUCCUUGUGCUGGCAAGACCUGGGCUUCCAGGAACAAGACGUGGAAGACAUAUUGCCCGCUCUUGAUCUGCAGACCUUUUCUGCCUCCCGGCCGCAGAACUACUGGUUCGUGGAGCUCGUGGGACCCCUGGACGCGACGCAGCUGAAGCGGGCGUGCCUCGAGUUGGUUCAGCGCCACGCGAUCCUGCGCACUGUCUUUGUGCUGCACAAGGAUGGCAAGACGUUACAGGUGGUCUUACGUCGACUGCCUGCGUCUGUAGCCGUUGUGAAAGACCUCGAAACCGAUGAGGCGGACUUGAUGGCAUUUGUCGUGGCCCAGAGCCGCAAGGACGCGAAUUCCCAGAAACUGUACGGAACGCCGCCGUUGCGGAUGACACUGGUUCGACGGCACCGCGAGCACCAUGUGCUCACGCUGCGACUGUCGCAUGCCCAGUACGAUGGACUAUCCAUUCCUGUGCUCAUAAAGGACCUGCUGGGGCUUUACGAGAAACGUGACGUCAGCACGGCGGCCAUGUCCUUCGCGGCCUAUACGCGCGAUUGCGUAUCACGCAAUGUCACAGAAGGGGCACUGGCGCACUGGCGAGGGCUUCUGCACGGCGCCUCGAUGACGAACUUAUCGGAGCCAGGCCUGGUCGACGACCCUCACCCUCCGGCGGCCACAAGCUUGGUCGAAGUCACGACCAGCGUGCGACGACCUACACCGCCACCGGGCAUCACCGACGCCACCAUGGUCAAGACGGCGUGGGCGCUCGCCCAAGGCCGGGUGCUGCAGGGCCAGCGCGACCUCGUGUUUGGCCAACUCGUUAGCGGGCGCAAUGGGGACCCCAGCCUGGCCGCCGUCGUGGGGCCCUGUCUAAAUCUGUCGCCUGUGCGCGUGCGACUUCCGGACCACGACGACCAUGACCAUUCCUCCGUGGCAUCGUUGAUGCGCCGAGUCCAGGACCAGCACGCCACAUCGGUCGACUUCGAGACAGUGCCUCUCAACAUCGUGGCGGCCCGCUGCACGUCUUGGAAGGAUCCGUCUAUCGAGUUCGGCUCCGUUGUGCACCAUCAGCACGCCCCCGGCCAGUUCCGCAUGCGCUGUGGCGCGUUGGGUGCCCAUGUGGAUGCCUGGUCGCCUAUAUCACUGCCGGGGCGGAGCAUCUGGCUGGCAUCCAGCAUCGUUGACGAUGAUGAUGGUGAUGAUAACGCCCGCCAAUUGCUCCGCCUGAAUAUGUUUUGUCGUAGCGAGGUUGCUUCGGGAGAACGGCUGGAAGAGCUGCUGGGCGUGCUUUGUGACGUGUUGCGUGCGCUGGAUGGGGGUAUCGACUUGCCUGUUACACAGCUGUUGUGA
Dichotomopilus funicola is the source of this 28284-nucleotide messenger RNA. RefSeq lists its product as uncharacterized. Bases 1 to 28284 code for a protein of 9427 amino acids. NCBI's taxonomy places the organism in Eukaryota, Fungi, Ascomycota, Sordariomycetes, Sordariales, Chaetomiaceae. Gene Ontology annotation, biological process: secondary metabolite biosynthetic process; amino acid activation for nonribosomal peptide biosynthetic process. Gene Ontology annotation, cellular component: cytoplasm. The transcript has 11 exons. Gene Ontology annotation, molecular function: catalytic activity; phosphopantetheine binding. The record is from RefSeq and is a predicted model, not a curated record.